AUGUCGUCAGAUAGUGAUUAUGAUGAUUUUGAUUACAAUUCUAGUCAAAAUUCUUUAUCUAUUGAUUAUCAAAUUGAUCAAUUUGAACUUCGUCAUUGUAUAAAAUCAAAAAAAACUAAACAAAAAAUUAGAAAAGCUUCCUGUUCAGUAUCAAAAAAAACUCUCAAGUCUCAGCCGACUCUACUUCGAGUUAAUUGUAUAAAUUCUAAAAUUACUCUAAAAGCUGAACGAAAACCAUUUCGUUAUGAUCAUUACGUACAAGAGAAACAACCAAGUUUUGAAUGUGAUGAAGAAUUUCAAGAAACUUCAACACUUACACAUACCGAUCUUGAAUCAGAAUCUUCAAAAAUACUCACACCUGAACAUCGACAAAGUUUUUCAAGUUUUCGUCGUUAUUUCUAUCAAAUAAACCAACAAGAAAUUAAAUCAUCUUUGGAAAAAUGUUCUCAAAUCAAAAUCACUAAUAUUCGUCUUGCAUCAGUAGAUGAACAUGUUCAAAAAGAUUUUAUGAAACAAUUAAAUAAUACUUCGUAUUUUCCGAAUUUAGUUUAUCAUGGUACAGCAUUGAAAAAUAUUACAAGUAUCCUUCAUUAUGGUCUUUUAAUACCAAAUCAAGCACAUCCAUCAAAUAGCGAAGCACCAAUUAUUAAAGUAGCACAUGGUAAAGCAUAUGGAAAUGGAAUUUAUUGUAGUCAAACAGCUGUAUAUUCUUUAUCAUAUACACAUGACACCAAUACCAUUCUGAUAUGUGCAGCAAUGCCAAAACGUAAUAAAUCUGGAAUGGUUAAGAUUCAUUCAGGAAAUAUAUUAGUUGUAACUCAUGUAUCUCGAAUUAUACCAUUAUUUUUACUUGAUGUCACAUAUCUCAAUCAGUCAAAUAUCAAUCAUCCUUGCUUUGAUGAGCAGAAAAUAUUAAGAACCAAUGAAAACACGGAAAAGAAAAAAAAGAAAAUAUCUAUUGAUAUUUCAAGAAAAUACUUACGUAAAAUAUUGAAUUAUAUGAAUGACGAAAACAGAAAGCAUGAACAAUAUCAAGAACGAUCAUAUUUGACUUAUUUUGAUUAA
Messenger RNA from Adineta steineri, 1065 nucleotides. NCBI's taxonomy places the organism in Eukaryota, Metazoa, Rotifera, Eurotatoria, Adinetida, Adinetidae. The record is from the annotation of a GenBank genome assembly.